ACGUCGUGUGAACGUGAACGGCGCGACUAAACAGAAAGUUUCUACAGAAAACUUAAAGCUGUGAGUGUUUUACGCUUCUUUAACUAAACCCUCUCUGUUCGCCCUUUACAGCGUGAGCGGCCCGACAGGGGAUAAAGGCAGAAUCGAGAGGAUUGGAGGAUGUCUCUUCCUAAACGGGAGAUGGAGGAGUUGAGGCCAUGGGUGGAGCGCACUGUGAAGAAGGUGCUGGGUUUCUCGGAGCCCACUGUGGUUACUGCAGCCCUGCACUGUGUUGGAAAGGGGCUGGACAAAAGGAAGACCAUAGACCAGCUGCGUCCCUUCCUCGAUGACUCUGCUGGAGGUUUUGUGGAGCGUCUUUUUGAAGCGUUGGAAGAAAGCCGGAGCGCCCGUGGCAACAAAGGAGGAGGAGAAAAGCACCGCAAGAGAGACCUUAAAGAUGUAUUUGGCGAUGAGGCUGAAACCGGUGCAAAGCGAGAAGCUCCGGAGCCAGGAGAUGGGACGGUUGCUAAGCGUAAACGAGUUCCGCGCUUCGAGGAGGUGGAGGAGCCUGAGGUCAUACCUGGACCUCCAUCUGAGAGCCCUGGCAUGCUCACCAAAAUGCAGAUCAAACAGAUGAUGGAAGCAGCCACAAAACAGAUAGAAGAGAGGAAGAAACAACUGAGCUUUUCCUCUCCCGUCCCUCCUUCACCACGGUUGCCCCUUCCCACACCACAGUCACAAAUGGAAAACCUCCCAGUGUCUCGGCUUCUUGGCACUCCUGCUGCUGCAGCUGCAAGCGGUGGCUCAUCUAUCGCCCCCUCCCAGGCUGCCAGCUUCAUGAAUGAUGCUAUCGAGAAGGCCCGCAAGGCUGCUGAGCUGCAGGCCCGCAUCCAGUCCCAGUUAGCAAUGAAACCUGGUAUCCUCGGAGCCUUGGGGAACACUGGGCCUCACAACCUAGUGGCACUAGCUAAUCUACAUGCUAUGGGAAUUGCCCCACCGAAGGUUGAAGCCAAGGAGGUGAAUAAGCCGACGCCUCUUAUUCUGGAUGACAAGGGCAGAACUGUAGACGCCAGCGGAAAAGAGGUUGAACUCACACACCGUAUGCCCACACUCAAAGCGAACAUUCGAGCGGUAAAGAGGGAGCAGUUCCGUCAGCAGCUGAAGGAGAAACCUGGCGAUGACUUGGAGUCCACAUCCUACUUCGACCAACGUGUGUUUAUUACACCAGCUCAGCGCCCCCGCAGGGCCUUCAAAUUCCACGAUCAGGGGCGCUUUGAGAAGAUUGCACAGAGAAUUAGAACUAAGGCCCAGUUAGAACGGUUGCAAUGUGAGAUUGCUCAGGCAGCAAAGAAGACAGGAAUCCAGGCAUCCACCAAGCUGGCACUGAUUGCCCCCAAGAAAGAGAUUGGAGAAGGGGAGGUCCCCCACAUUGAGUGGUGGGACUCCUUCAUCCUGCCCUCCAACAUAGACAUAACACCAGACACAAAAUUUGAAGGGUUGGAGCUCUUUGGUGUGACCAACCUGGUGGAACAUCCUGCCCAAAUUAGCCCUCCGGUUGACACAGAUAAGCCAGUAACGCUGGGUGUAUACCUGACAAAGAAAGAACAGAAGAAACUGAGAAGACAGACACGAAGGGAGGGUCAAAAAGAAGUUCAAGAGAAGGUUCGUCUUGGACUGAUGCCUCCACCAGAACCCAAAGUACGCAUCUCCAACCUGAUGAGAGUGCUCGGGACAGAGGCGGUUCAGGACCCCACGAAGGUGGAGGCCCACGUCAGAGCUCAGAUGGCCAAGAGACAGAAGGCUCAUGAGGAGGCCAAUGCAGCCCGCAAGCUCACAGCGGAGCAGAGGAAAGAGAAGAAAGUCAAGAAGUUAAAAGAAGACCUCAUUAAUGGAGUUCACGUCUCAGUGUACAGGAUCCGUAACCUGCAAAAUCCUGCCAAGAAGUUUAAAGUGGAGGCGAAUGCCAACCAGCUGUACCUGACGGGUACAGUAGUUCUGCACAGAGAUGUCAACCUUGUGGUGGUGGAGGGAGGCCCUAAAUCCCAGAAAAAGUUCAAGAAGCUGAUGUUGCACAGAAUCAAAUGGGAGGAACACAACAGCAAAAGAGAUGAUCCAGAUGGUGAUGAUGAUACAAAGAGGAACAACAAGUGCUGGUUGAUUUGGGAGGGCACAACUAAAGAGCGCAGUUUCGGGGAGAUGAAGUUCAAGCAGUGCCCCACAGAGAGCAUGGCCAGAGAACACUUCAAGAAACACGGCACAGAACACUACUGGGAUCUAGCUCUCAGCAAGAGCGUGUUGGACGGAUGCACAGAUGACUGAAUCCUGCCCCCGGAGAACACGUCAUUUCAGUCAACGUCCCCUUCUACGAGCCCCCAGCCUCACAGCCAGUUGGCCCUCACUGCUGACUGUGGACAGACAGACUUAACCAAGAGACUUGACCUUAGAAAGAGGAGGAACAAUAAACAUGUGUGGAUGUUUUUUUUGCAAGAAUUUGCGACAGAUCGGGGUGUGUGUGUGCGUGCAUGUGUCAGUAUGUGUCAGUAUGUGUGUGUGCGUGUGCGUGUGUGUGUGCGCCUGCAUCAGUGUUCAUCUCUUUGGUGGUAGGCUAUUUUGUCAGAGAUCGUGUUAUCUGUUAUUGAAUACAAUCUGACAGAUUGCACUGUGUGAUGUAAAUCACUCACCCAAGGCUUUAUGUGAUGAUGAGAAAUGGUGUCACGCUUUGUUAUGACUUAACUUUUGUGAUGAAAUCCCAACGUACACUGAUAAUAAUCCCUGUUUCAGUCAAGCAGUUAAUACAAAACAACAACCCAUCAAUGAAUGAAUUGCACUACGGUUGUGCUAACAUAUUUAGAGUAAACCUGGAAGGAUUCCUGGGUAAUGUUACAGCAUUGUUAUAAGACAUAUUGUAGUUAUUACAGGUACAUUUCACAGAAUUUAAAGUUUCCAAAUCCAUAUUUUUUUUUUGUUCUUUUGGGGGAAGGAGCCAAUCUUUGACUCACCUGUAGCUAUAUUUCUCUGUAACAUUACAGUCACAGCCUUAAAUAAACAACAAAAUGUAA
Morone saxatilis (striped sea-bass) is the source of this 3038-nucleotide messenger RNA. It is a transcript of the gene prpf3, whose product is annotated as PRP3 pre-mRNA processing factor 3 homolog (yeast). The transcript is spliced from 17 exons. The coding region runs from base 160 to 2298 and encodes 712 amino acids. Gene Ontology annotation, cellular component: U4/U6 x U5 tri-snRNP complex. Lineage: Eukaryota; Metazoa; Chordata; Actinopteri; Moronidae. The record is from RefSeq and is a predicted model, not a curated record. Gene Ontology annotation, biological process: mRNA splicing, via spliceosome.